Penicillium alfredii is the source of this 1110-nucleotide messenger RNA. RefSeq names its product transcription factor IIF subunit TFG2. Lineage: Eukaryota; Fungi; Ascomycota; Eurotiomycetes; Eurotiales; Aspergillaceae. The coding region runs from base 1 to 1110 and encodes 369 amino acids. Gene Ontology annotation, cellular component: transcription factor TFIIF complex. The record is from RefSeq and is a predicted model, not a curated record. The transcript is spliced from 4 exons. Gene Ontology annotation, biological process: transcription by RNA polymerase II; transcription initiation at RNA polymerase II promoter.
AUGGCCCAGGUCAAACCAGAUCCGGACGCCUCUCCGUACAUCAAGCCCGAUCCCGAUAGCAAAGACGCCGUUCUUGCGGACCUGGACGAUGACAUCUAUGAAGAUGCAGGCGACUUGGACUUCUCGGUCGCAGGGCAGAACCUGUGGCUCUCACGCCUGCCGCGGCAAUUAUGGGAGCAUUGGUCGCAGCUGGAUGAUGAUGAUGAGAUCGAGAUUGGGACAAUGAGGAUAGAGGGCGAGCCAGGAGACCUCAAACGGGUCAGCUUGCGUCUCCACGAGCGCCCGGAUAAUCGUGAGAUCCCGAAAGACUACACGCUGCAACAACAGACCACCCUCUCAGAUAAUGCUACACACAUGACGGGAAAUACCUAUGUGUUUACCGAAAAGGAUAUUCCUGGCGCAGAGAACCGGAUGGCGACGUUUGGAGAGACGCGGUCUGCUCUUUACGAAGCUAUGAAGCGCGAUGCGCGGAGACGAGAACGUGGCGGCAAAUGGGAGCCAUAUGUGCGCAAGACCAUCCCGAAACAAACGGCGUUGAUCGGCCGGGCCAGCGAGGAAUUCAACUGUCUUCCCGUGGAAAACGAGGAGUUCCGGCUCAUCUCCGAGAAGCGAGCCCUCGAUGCCUUGAAGCCACGGAAAGAAACGGUCUUUAUUGACAAGCUUCCUGGGAAGGUACUCCAGUCGCGCAAUGCUCUCCCAGGAGAGAGAGGCGCUUUCGUGCAAGCCACGAGGCCCAUCAAGGGCAAGUCCCAGGAGAACAAGUCCACACGUAUGCCCCAGAACGAGCUGCUGGAUCUUAUUUUCCAGUGCUUCCGCGAGUUCAGGUACUGGCCAUUUAAAACACUCAAGGCAAAGCUGCAGCAACCCGAGGCCUAUCUCAAACAAACCUUGGAAAUGGUUGCACACCUGGUCAAGUCGGGUGAUUUCGCCAUGACAUGGGAACUGAAGCCCGAGGCAACGCAGAGUAGCUACUCGCAUUCUGCUCCCUACGGGGAUGCCAAGGCCGAGUUGGCCCCAGGAGUCGACGACACCUUUGACUCGGAAGAUGACCCGACUGCUUCUGGCAUGGCGACAGAUCAUGAUGAUGUUCAGUUUGAAAAUGUCGGCUAG